AUGUACUAUCAUUAUUAUUAUUCCUCAUUAACUCUUCUAAUAACCCUACUUAUACAAAAAACAAAAGCAACAACAGAAUGGUUUGGAGAUGCCCGUGCACACAUGAACCCUCCACAACAACCCCCAUUUUAUGACAUUGUAUAUGAUGAAUCAGAUUGCCCUUUCGGGUUGGAAAGCCAUGCAAUUCCCGAGUACGUCUAUUUUGGUGAGAUGAUUGGAGCUAAACAAGUUCGUGAACAUUCUUUAUGCUUACAAUUUUGUUUGGAAACAACUAGAUGUAAAGCUGUAAAUUACUUUGAAUCGAUUGGAGGAAAAAAGGUAACGUAA
Meloidogyne enterolobii is the source of this 327-nucleotide messenger RNA. Lineage: Eukaryota; Metazoa; Nematoda; Chromadorea; Rhabditida; Meloidogynidae. The record is from the annotation of a GenBank genome assembly.